CAACAGAAAACAGUAGACUUCUGUCUCGUCCACUGACUUGGAUCGGGUUGCAUUGCAUGUUGUUCACUGUUUGAAUGUUUCACUGUGCGUUUCAGCAGUUUAGUCCUUACAAGGUGAAGCGCCUGAUGUGGCAGAUAUGGUUUGUCAGAUCAAUCCCCAUACUGAGUUCAUGAGAUAAGACCGUCAAUCAGAAGCGAUGGCCGAGUGGUGAGAGUUGCAGACUUUGGACCCACUUCACUCGCUCCUCUUCUUCGCCGCAGGCUGCAGCGCCUUUGGUUGUGUCCCUUCACUUGUGGAAAACAUGAAGAUCGAUUUUGCCCCCAUCGACGUGCCCCUCCAGAGGAGACUACAGACGGCCACGGUGCUGCAGUGGGUCUACUCCUUUCUUGGCCUGGCACCCACCUGCAUUUUCCUGUUCUUCUACCUGCUGUUCACCCGCUAUUGGCUGAUCAGCGUGCUGUACUUCGUCUGGUGGUUCAUUGACUAUGACACCCCAGGCCGGGGAGGCCGCAGGGUGCCUCUCCUGUGUGGCCUCAAACUUUGGGGAUACAUGCGGGAUUACUUCCCCAUCAAGUUGGUGAAGACAGCUGACUUGGAUCCCAGGCACAACUACGUCUUUGGUUUCCAUCCCCAUGGCGUGCUGGUGGCGGGAGCCUUUGCUAACUUCUGCACCUACGCCACAGGAUUCAGACAGCUGUUCCCUGGCCUCACCAGCUACAUGCUCAUGUUGCCCCUGUGGUUCAGGGCCCCGUUCUUCAGAGACUACAUCAUGUGUGCAGGCCUGAUUCCUUCAAACAAAGAGAGCGCCAGCUAUCCGCUCUCCCAAAUGGGUGUUGGUAACGCUGUUGUAAUAGCAGUAGGUGGGGCCCCAGAGGCCCUCGAUGCUCACCCUGGGUCCUACAAUGUGAUGCUGGCGAAGAGGAAAGGCUUCAUCAAAAUGGCCAUGGAGAAUGGAGCUCAUCUGGUGCCAGUCUUUUCCUUUGGAGAGAAUGAAGUAUUUGAUCAAGUAGAAAACCCAAGAGGAACCUGGCUACGAUGGUUACAGGAACGACUGCAGAGCAUCAUGGGUAUCUCCCUGCCUCUCUUCCACGCACGUGGCAUUUUCCAGUACUCCUUUGGUCUCAUGCCUUACAGAAAAUCCAUCAAUACAGUAGAAGUCUAUCCAACAUGGCGGGCCCUCGCGAGCGACGGGAGAUCACACAAGGAACAACUUGCUGAAGUGGGUGCCGAGCAGUGACCGUCCACCAGAAUCAAGGUAACAUUAAAUGGUUAACUUACGCUGUAUCCUUUAUCUUAUAUCAUUUAUUUGGAGCAUUUUCAGUUUAUUACAGUAUCAAUCAUUUUUGGGGCAAAUAUUUGUGAAUUUCAAGUCAGUUACUCAGUAAAGGCAAAUUACAUGGUUUCUGUGUUGCCAGGCAAUUAAUUUAAAAUUAUAGGGAGACUGGCAAAGACAGUCUGAUUUCAUCAUAUCAAAGCAAAAACCAGAUAAGACUUCUUUUCGGUUUUGAAACCUGAUAACCACAUUGCAGCUUCGACUCUCUCUGGAAUAAUUGAUGAAUUCCAAAGUUCAGAUUUUGGAAGAGUAGAACCAAUAGAGUUUUAGUUGGGGCCCCACUGAAUGCUAACUUGGCUGGCCAUUGAUUUAUUCACCAAGACAAAAUUGUCUGUGUCCUUAUUCUUUUGUCUUGGCCAGCGGCAUUCAGAGCUCCCUCUUAUCUGUCUGUUGUAUUUUAAAACUGGUUAUGGAAAUUUCAGUGUAGACAUCUUUAGUAAAAAAAUUUAAAUAUUUUUGAUAAAAAAGAAUGGAAACCCUGCUUGUUUUGUGCAUCUGGUUAGGGAUGGCAGAUGCAAUGCUGCAGUGUCUGUAAAAAGUCAGAGUCAACCAGCAAUCCUUUGUACCAGUAGUAGUCAUAGUAAAAGUAGCAGUAAAGGAAGUAGUUGUGAUGCGAGUACUGCUAAAAGCAGUAGUAUAAGCAUCCGUCAAACCCUGCCUUAGAUGCACAGUAUUUUAUGAUGGCUCAUAUUUACACACUGUACACUCACUUCAUAGCAUUUGCUAAAAAUAUUUACAGUAAAAACUACCUCUAAAAAAGUAACCACAUAUCAUAACAUCUUUAUUUAUAUAUAUUAAUUACCUUAGAAUACUCACCCAAAAAAUACCUUCCUGGGUAUACUCAUCUAUUGAAUAACCAUAUGUACCUGUAAAACACAGAUCCUAAAUGUUGGAUGAUGACCUAUAGAAUAGUUAUUUACUCACCUGCUCAGUAAUGACCUCUGAAAUACUCACCUGUAAUAUAAAUGCAAUGGUCUAGUUCCUGCAAGUUUACCUCACAGUGGGUCCCUUCUGUGCGUAUUCCAGGUGGAAGAGUUGGACGAGCCAGACGUCGUGGGAACUAAAAGUCCAGCUCAUUUCAGUCCCGCAAGCACUGCUGUUGUUGUGGGAGAUGAACUCGUGAUGAGCGACAUCCGCAGGUUGGCUGAUGCACUUGAUGCAUUGUUGUCUGGGCUGAUGUAUGCAUUGCAUUUGGAAGAUCCCAGGGAACACAUUCCCACUUUUACCUUCAUCCACAAAGUACUGAUGGCAAAAUUACAAUUGUGUGUUCGUAUGUGUCCGGGUCUGUAUGUACACACUAUUUUGCACUUUAAGGAGUUUGUACAACAACUUGUUGAUCUGAAUCCUGCAAUAAUGUAACAACAUUUUUAGUAUUGUGUUUUUUCAAGUUCCUAUGUAGUUUGAUGGAAAGCAUAAGAUGCUCCAAUUUCUCUUGCUCCUUUGUGUUUGACAUGUACGCAUACAGAUUCAUUACAUUGGAUGUUUUCAGUUUAUAUUGGUAGAGGUGUCACUGUCCAAGGUUUUCCCUUCAACCAAACACUGCACCAAGCUUCACCCUCUGGACAUGUAAACUAAACCCUUCAGGAUCAUCACAUAUGCCACAUUGAAAAGCUUUAUAAGCUUCUGACAGACAGGCCUCAAGUCUGUUUCACUCAUUGUUGUGGAUAUGUUCCAACUUCAAUCAUGUACGCUGUGAUGGCUGCAGCACUUGUUUACAUCGCAGAGAAAAAAGAAAAUUUGUAAUAAAUUUGUUCUUUUACACA
Messenger RNA from Scophthalmus maximus (turbot), 3096 nucleotides. It is a transcript of the gene mogat2, whose product is annotated as monoacylglycerol O-acyltransferase 2. Gene Ontology annotation, molecular function: diacylglycerol O-acyltransferase activity; 2-acylglycerol O-acyltransferase activity. The record is from RefSeq and is a predicted model, not a curated record. NCBI's taxonomy places the organism in Eukaryota, Metazoa, Chordata, Actinopteri, Pleuronectiformes, Scophthalmidae. Gene Ontology annotation, cellular component: endoplasmic reticulum membrane. Gene Ontology annotation, biological process: diacylglycerol biosynthetic process; triglyceride biosynthetic process. Bases 302 to 1237 code for a protein of 311 amino acids. The transcript is spliced from 7 exons.